Molecule: messenger RNA, 402 nt
Organism: Drechmeria coniospora
Lineage: Eukaryota; Fungi; Ascomycota; Sordariomycetes; Hypocreales; Ophiocordycipitaceae
Exons: 2
Coding region: 1-402 (133 amino acids)
Source: RefSeq, a predicted model, not a curated record
AUGAAGUUCAAUCUCGCCGCCAGCUUCCUUCUCGUUGCCUCCGCACUUUCGAGCCCCAUCGCGGAGGCGAACACCGCGGAGGUGAACUUUAACCGCGUGGAACUCGCCGAUCCUCAAAACUGGGUCGCCGGCAUCAGUCUGUUCCCGAGCCAAAUCAUUGCAGGCUACAACGCUGAGCUCGACGCCUACACGGCCGAGCAGUGGGCCGACCACGUUUUGAGCCAGUGCAAGAGCUUCCGUGCUUGCACCUCUACCAUCUCAUUUGCUGCCGACAACUCGGGCGACACUGGCGGCCGGUACUGGUACGGCUACGUUUUCCGUGGCGGCCCAACGACCCCCUCCAACUACAGGCGCUCCCCGCGUGGAAACGUAUCCGAUUCGGCUGCAUAUACCGUCGCUUGA